CAGAUCAGGGCUUAGGGCUAAGGGCGCAGGGCACUCAAAUCUAGCCAUAUCCAGCCAUAAUAAUAUUGGACACCUUUUCACUUUCCCAAGUGACAGGCAAGAGUCUCAUUUAGGCCAGAUUGGCUGAAGGCUUCUUUCUUUUUUCCCCUGUCAACCAUAGCUUCUCAGCCGCGUCAACUGCUGCGAGAGUCCUCCAAUUCAUCACCACUCCUCCGGGACAAGGAGAGCCAUCUCUCCGCUUCGUGACUUUCUUCCUCCUCCAUCACCACUGCCCUCCGUGCCUUCUUCUUCUCGCCCCUUUUCCUUCCUUUAUAGGUUCCAACAUUACAAUACCACGUAGCCCGCUUCCAACAACCGCAACUUCAUUCGUUUCCCUAUUUCCUCCUCCUAUUCUAUAGUUUCCCCCGUGCAUCUAUCCUCUCCCUUCUGCCGCCAGCUUUUUCCUUUUAUUUGGGAACCGUUUACAGAUUAGCUAUGCCGGAUUCCCCUCCCGGGGUUCGCCAGCGCGCCUCGAAGAAGAAGGGUGCGGCGCAGGCUGUACUGAACAUUGGAUCAGGCUCAAAUUCUGAGGACGAAUUGCUCAGCAAGAGACAGAAGGCUUCUGCGCCUGCCCCGGGUGCAUUCGGUCAUGCCCAAGGCCCGUUCCGAAUCUGGCUCUUCCUGUUGACUGUCGCGGCCAUCUUUACAAGAUUCUACAAGAUUAGCCAUCCUAACGAAGUAGUCUUUGAUGAGGUCCACUUUGGAAAGGUAUGGUGUUGCCGGAGUGAUUAUGAAUUGAUAGAAUGGUAGCUGACUUUUAUCCACAGUUUGCAUCCUACGUACGUUCGUUGCUACAAUAAACCUCCCAAAAGCUCGAAUCUAAUCAUAGUUCAAACAGUACCUUCAACGGACUUACUUCUUCGAUGUCCAUCCUCCGUUUGGAAAGCUUCUUUUCGCCCUUAUGGGCUGGUUCGUUGGUUACGACGGUCACUUCUUGUUCGAUAACAUUGGAGAUUCCUACAUCGACAACAAAGUCCCUUAUGUCGCAUUCCGCGCCAUGCCCGCCAUGAUGGGCGCUUUGACUGUCCCGGUGGUCUUUUUGACUAUGUGGGAAAGCGGCUACAGCCUUCCUGCUUCAAUUGUUGCUGCCGGGUUGGUUUUGUUCGGUGCGUUUUGCAUGCCCGUGUUGCGGCCAAGCUGGAGCAAUGCUUACAACAUGUAUAGACAAUGCACAUAUCGGCCAAACUCGUCUCAUCCUCCUCGAUGCGACCCUUAUUUUCUCGAUGGCCUGCUCUCUCUUGUGCUAUGUUCGGUUCUACAAGCUUCGUCAUCUCCCAUUCAGCCGUAAAUGGUGGAAGUGGCUGCUUUUGACUGGUGUAGCCCUAUCAUGUGUCAUUUCCACCAAAUAUGUUGGUGUUUUCACCUUUGUGACAAUUGGUGCUGCUGUCGGAAUUGAUCUCUGGAACCUUCUUGAUAUCAAGCGUGGCCUAACAAUCCAGGAAUUCACCAAGCACUUUGCUGCGAGAGCCUUUGGUCUUAUCGGAGUCCCGUUCUUCUUUUACCUUUUCUGGUUCCAAGUCCACUUUGCCAUCCUUUACCGCAGUGGGCCGGGAGACGAUUUCAUGACUCCUGAGUUCCAGGAAACAUUGAGUGAUAAUAUCAUGACAUUAAAUAGUGUGGAAAUUCACUACCAUGACACCAUUGUCAUUCGCCACAAGGAAACCAAAGCUUUUUUGCAUUCCCACCCAGACAAGUAUCCUCUGAGAUACGAAGACGGCAGAAUUUCAUCCCAAGGUUUGUCAAGCGGGUGAUAAUUUGUGAAGAGCCACGCUUACGUUAUCACAGGCCAGCAGGUCACCGGAUAUCCGUAUGAGGACGUUAACAACAACUGGAUUAUCAUCCCCGGCGAUCCGAUUUCCGAAGGCAGUGACAAAACCCCUGUUGUUAAGAAUGGUGAUCUCGUAAAGCUGCUUCACGUUGUCACCAACACCAUUCUUCUAUCCCACGAUGUUGCCUCUCCUUACUACCCUACGAACCAGGAGUUCACCACCAUCGAUAUUGAGGCAGCCAGCGCGGAUCGCCACAACGACACACUAUUCGAGAUCAGGAUUGAGGGUGGAAAGGUCAAACAAGACUUCAGAUCCAUGUCCGGUCAAUUCAAAUUGAUCCACAACCCGUCCAAGGUGGCCAUGUGGACACACGGCAAGCCACUUCCCGACUGGGCCUUCAAGCAACAGGAGAUCAACGGAAACAAGAACAUCCUCCAGACUUCAAACCUUUGGUUUGUUGAGAACAUCCCAUCCUUGGCUCCCGAGGACCCGCGAAAUGUCAGGACACCGAAGGAGAUCAAGUCAAUGCCAUUCCUCAAGAAGUAUUUUGAACUCCAACGCACCAUGUUCCACCAUAAUAACGCAUUGACUUCGUCCCACCCUUAUGCAUCCCAACCUAUCCAAUGGCCUUUCUUGCUGCGCGGCGUUUCAUUCUGGACCAAGAACGAUACCCGAGAACAAAUCUACUUCCUCGGAAACCCCAUCGGCUGGUGGCUCGCGUCCUCGGUCCUUGCAGUCUUUGUUGGCAUCAUUGCCGCAGACCAACUCACGCAGCGAAGAGGUGUAGAUGCUCUUGAUAGAAGAACCCGAAGCAAGCUUUACAACUCUACUGGGUUCUUCUUCCUCGCAUGGGCAGCUCAUUAUCUCCCAUUCUUCUUGAUGGGGAGACAGUUGUUCCUGCACCACUACCUGCCCGCGCAUCUCGCCUCUUCCCUGGUAACAGGAGCAUUGGUGGAGUUUAUCUUCUGCGUCGAGCCACUCGAGACGGAGAAGGUUGGGAAGGAUGGAAAGAAGAAGUAUACUCCCCGCUCCGGGCCUCUGAGCUUGGCUGCGGCCUGGGUUGCGGCAGCCGUUGUUGUCACAGCCGUCGCCGGUGGAUGGUAUUUCUUUACCCCAUUAACAUAUGGUAGCCCUGGAUUGGACGUUGCGCAAGUCGUUGCCAGGCAAUGGCUCGGUUAUGACCUCCAUUUCGCAAAAUAGGUUGGCUUAAUGGAAGGCCGUUUUGGGGCUCGUUCGUCACCUUUUUCCUUUAGCUCUCCAAAUUUUUUUCGCGUCUAUUUACACCGGGGGCUGCUGUGCGAGAAUUUUCUAUUUGAAUAUGAGGUUAGGGUAAUUCAGGAGAGAGGAAAAAAAUAUUACAUUAGGAACAUUUGCUCGUGAUGAUGGUUUGGGUGGGCUGUAAGGUCUGGGAUUGUAUGGAGCAAGGAGCACAAAAAAAAAGUGUUGGCGGUGUUCUCCCUCUGUAUUUCUGAACGAGACUCUUGUUGGUGGGUUUGUCUAGGGCUGUCAGCCAAAUGAUGCUCCCCUCCUGUAUGGACACCGAAUUCUACU
This is a messenger RNA of Tuber aestivum (summer truffle), 3359 nucleotides long. The record is from the annotation of a GenBank genome assembly. NCBI's taxonomy places the organism in Eukaryota, Fungi, Ascomycota, Pezizomycetes, Pezizales, Tuberaceae.